UCACAACCACACAGAAGACAGUGGUUGGUCUGACUAUCGCCGAAAGGAACUGAUAAUAACUCACCCCGGGAGUCAACAAAAACACAUAUACGGUGGUCAGAAAGUCGUUACCGGAGGGGAAAUACUUCAGGGCGAGGCCACCGAGAGAAUGCGUCUCAGGUUUCUGUACAGGGUUUAUGUGCUGUGGGGUUUUGUGGCAGUCACAUCCUCGCUGACCAAGGCUGAGAAGAAAAAGGCAGCGGGCAGAAGAUCUCGGCAGGUGGACAAUAGUCCGGACGGGGUGUGGUCUGCCUGGGAGGAGUGGUCAGGAUGUUCUCAGAGCUGUGGAGUGGGCGUGUCACAGAGAACCAGAAAGUGUGAAGCCCCUCCCCGUUCUCUAACUCCUCCCCUCUCCCACUCUCUUCCAAACUGGGGGGGUUCAUCGUUCCUCCCAGGGAGGGCCGGGGGUCUCAACCAUGGCUCUGUCAUCUCCGCCAUCCGCCCCUUCUACCCCCCUCAUUACUCUAGGAACCAGCAGUCCCAGUACGGGGGAGGAGGUGGGGGAGGGACAGAGAGACAGCCAGACCCCUUCUAUCCCCCCUCACUCCCAUCAUCCAAUCAGAACCCAGGACUGUCUCUCUAUCGGGACACUCCUAUAGGAGGAGGGGCAGGAGCUGUGCCAGCGCAGUCCUCCAAUCCCACGUCUCCCCUCUAUCGCCCGGAAUUCUCAUCACCCAAUCAGGGGCCAGGUUCUGUUUACCGUUCCCCCUCAUUUCCUGCCCCCCCAUCCAGCUACAGCCAACCAGCACAUGCCGCCCGCCAGCCAGCCAAUCCUGGAACAGGGAGGGUGGGAGGAAGUGGGAGCAGAAGGUCAGUGUUGCCCAAUAGGGGGGCUCUGCCUGCUAGUAGGUCCUCUUCUAUCCGUCCGGGUCAGUUUGGUUACGGCAGGGUUCCCUUCUCUCUGCCAUUACACCGGCAAAACCGGCAGGCCCGCCACACUGAGCACGGCAAUGCUACCAUAGCAACCCUGGUACUAGAAACCGAGGAGCAGGAGGGAACUGUUGCUAACAUUGACCAAAUGGACAGACCCGGAGAAGGAGAAGAGAAGAGGAGGGGAGAGAAGGGGAGGGAGGGAAGCAAGAACCACAAAGGGAAUAGGGGAGAGAGGGAGCAUGAGAGGAGAGAGGAGGAAAGGAAGACAGAGGGGGAGAGUACGGAGUCACCUGUCGCUAAGGCAUUAAUAAUGACAACCAUAGCUAAACCAGAAAGGAAUGGACAGAGGGACACGGACACUCACAGACAGACGGACAGACAGAGACAAGCUGCUGCGGAGCGAGGGAGGGAGCGAGGGAGAGAAAGAGUGAGAGUGCCCUCGACCCUCCCUCACUCACACAGGCCAUCUCCCUUCCAGCCCAACCACGACAGAAUCAUUGAUAGACGCGCCCCUCCUCCCCUCCCCCCUCUGCCUCACUCCUACCCCCCCCCUGUCUCUCACCCCUACUCACCCCCUCUCCACCGCUCCUCCCCCGAGCACAGAGAGAGAGAUGGGUUCAACCCUGAGCUCCAAUCCCCUCACCCUAGACCCCCCCAACCCAAUAUCUACCCCCUGCAACAACAGCAGCACCCCCACCCCCUGGCCGAGGGGGAGACAGGGGGACAGAUAUUACCCCCCCAGAAGUACAGGUGUUCGGGAGCAGAGAAUGAGUAUCGUCGGUGCUUUUCACAGGUAUGUGUAGGAGGUGCAGACUCCAGAGCAGAGCAGUGCGCUUCCUACAACAACCAGGAGUUUAUGGGCAGACUGUACGACUGGGAACCUUUCACUCAGGUUGGGGUGGAAAAGCAGUGUGAGCUGACGUGUAGGCCGGUUGGAUAUCGCUUCUACGUGAGUCAGGCAGACAGAGUGAGAGAUGGAACACCCUGCAUUAACACCAGCACCAAUGACGUGUGCGUGGCCGGGCGCUGCCUGACUGAGGGCUGUGAUGGGGUGUUGGGGUCUGGCUUGGUGAUUGACAGGUGUGGUCAGUGUGGGGGGCAGGACCUGUCCUGUCAGAAGCUGAGCGGGAGCUUCCAGAACACCAGUGUUCCCCUUGGUUACCACAGAAUUCUGGACAUCCCUCCAGGAGCUACUGCCAUCAACAUCACAGAGAGACACGCCAGCUCCAACUACCUGGCCCUACGUAGUGGUACAGGUGUAUCAGUAGUGAAUGGGCGCUGGGCGGUGGAUCCUCCAGGAGACUACGAGGCAGGGGGGACUACCUUCACCUACACCCGUCCCAGGGCUCUCUCUGAUGGGCAGGAGGACAGAGGAGAAACCCUUAGAGCUCCAGGACCCACCACCACACAACUGACUCUAUAUAUCAUCUUCCAUAGGCAGAAUCCAGGGAUCGACUAUGAAUUCUACAUCCCAAAAGAAAAGAAAGUGGAAGAGAGGGAGAGGCCGCGAGAGAGAGAAAGAGAGAGGCCUAGAGAGAGAGAAGUAGAGAGGGAACGACCGAGGGAUGGAGGGAGGGCACCCCUGAGAGACACUAGUUCUCUCAUUGUAACAGUGGAAGACCCUAUCCCUCCUCCCCCCAUCUCCUCUUCGUCCUCUUCCUUCUCCUCCUCUUCUUCCGCAGACAGAUGGACAUCUGAGAGCUCCCGCCCCCGAGGCUCGGUACCCAAUCGGAAUGCUCGAAUCCCACCUCGUACUGACCUGCCCCUCGACACCCAGUCACCCUUCGUAUGGAGGAGCGGCGGGCUCACUGACUGUACUGCUUCCUGUGGCAAAGGGUCCCAGUACAGGGUGAUCCUGUGUAUUAACCGCCAUACUGACGAGGAAGUCCCAGACAGGAAGUGUGACUCAGCAGCAAGACCCUCCCCUGAAGAGGAGAUCUGCAACACACACCCCUGCCCAGCAUUCUUCGAGGCCAGCUCAUGGUCAGAGUGCAGUGUGUCUUGUGGUAUGGGAGUACAGCAGAGACAGCUUCAGUGCAGACAGAGCUUUGGGAACCGUUCCACCAUGGUUCAACCACAACGCUGCUCCAACCUAACCCCACCUGACCUCACCCAGUCCUGCCAGCUACGACUCUGCUCACACUGGGAGAUAGGCACCGACUGGAGCUCUUGCUCAGUGGACUGUGGCAUGGGGAAGAGAACUCGUAAUGUCCGCUGUGUCAGUGACCAUGGCAGCGUGGUGAAUGACAAGGAGUGUAACGCCAAGCUCCGCCCACAAGGAAGUGAGGACUGUCACAUGGGGCCCUGUGUAACCAACUGGUACUUCACUGGCUGGUCCAACACUUGUUCAGCCCCGUGUGGUCCAGGUGUUCAGAAGAGAGAGGUGUUGUGUCUGACCCGUGGAGGGAGAGAGGGAGGAGAGUGUUUGGGGGACAAACCGGCGGACAUGAAGGCGUGUAACGGGGGUCCGUGUGCCCCCACCUACAUGUGGUACAGUAGCCCCUGGGGUCAGUGUAGUGCUCCAUGUGGGAAUGGAACGCAGCGAAGGGACAUCAUCUGUGUGGAGAAGAUGGGGACAGAUUUCAAAGUGGCACCGAUCAGCCAGUGUGCCCAGCUGGAAAAGCCUCCCUCGGUGCAGACAUGUGCGAUGGAAGCAUGUCAGCCUCAGUGGUUUACUACGGAGUGGAGCGCGUGCUCUCGUUCCUGUGGUAAGGGGCUACAGAUCAGAGAAGUACGGUGUCUCACACCUGACAAACAGCACAGCCCAGAAUGCUCCCUUACAAACAAACCUGACCAGGAGCAGCUCUGCAAUACCAUACCCUGCAGUCCACAGGUCGCAGAUGAGAACUGCAGGGACCUGCGUCAUAACUGUGUGAUGGUGGUUCAGGCCAGACUGUGUGUCUACUCCUACUACAAGACUGCCUGCUGCGCCUCAUGUACCCAGAGUGCUCAGCGGGCCAAGAGGCACUGACCAGCCAAUAACAGGCUUCCAGCUGAGAUCAGCCAGGGGUCAGGGUUUAAGGGGUUAGAAGUCAAAGCGCAGGUUACCAUAGAAAUGAUCAGACCAUAGAAAUGGAGUGGGUAGAGUGGAUAUAUUACCACAUAAAGUGGGGAUUGAAUUGUGUUCUGGGCCAGAUGUACAGCCGUUAUAGAAGGGAUGUUUUGGAAUGUGAGUUAAUUUGUUACUUACUACAUUUCUUACAUUUGAUGGGUUAUCUGCAUAUGCAAAAAAUGUGCCAAUGACAUUGUACAGAGCUCCAUAAUAUGGAACAUAUCUGAUUUCUAUGUCCACUCCUUCUGUUUCUAUGGCUGAGAGAUGCUGUGGAUGAUGUAUGUACACCCAGGACCUGGGUCCAGAGCUCUGUCCCAGUAGCCAAACUUGCAUACCACUUAGUGUGAGGUGAAGUAUUGUCCAUGCAUACUAUGUAGUAUGCUAGUAUGGAUAGAUGGGACCCAGAAGGUAUAACCCAACAGCAGUGUAGAACCUGCUGGAAGUUUCUAUGAUGUAUGUUUUCUAUGUUUGUGUUCUAUAUGCCAAAAAACUAUUUGAAAUGUCUCCUCAGUGUUUAUACAGCAUCAUCAACAUUUGGUGAAAACAUACCAAAAUGUAAAAUGGUGGCCUAGUACAAGUGACCUGUUUUUAAAGGAAAAUAGUGGAGAGAUGUCCAUAACCUGAGAACGCCCCCAAUCUGAAAACAAGCAGGGGUAGAAUGAAACGACUGUAUGGUCUAUUGGUGACUGUCCAGGUAUCCAACCUGUGCCCUCAUGACUGUUAGCCCACUGAACUAAAGCCAAGGCAUUAACCUUGAAAGCUAAUACCAGUGUUCAGGCCUCAGCCAAGGUUACACCCAACCACCUCUGCUACAUACAGAAAAUAUACCACUACCUGAGACAUUUGUAUCAUCUGACCCAUCAAUAUGUUCAAGAAUGGUAGGUAUUGAAAUAACAUUGUAUUCAUUUAUGCAUUCAUUUUCAGAAAUGCAUUUGCCACAAUAUGCAAAGCUGUGUCUGAAAGGUUCAAUGCAGCUGUUUUUAUCUCAAUAUCAAAUCCUUUCUGGGUAACAAUGAAGUACCUUACUGUGACUGUUUUCAAUUCAAAUGGUCAAAAAGAAACUAAAUAACUUCUUAGCAAAGAGCAAUUUCUCAAGCAAGAAUUUUGCUAGGAAACUGAAAACUACUGUAGCUGUUAUUGGCAGAGACGUUUGAAACUAUUUAUCUUUUUGGUCUCUUAACUAACUGGUGAUGUCACCAUGCAGACCAAAACUUUUUUUUUGUCUUUUCAAACAGCUCUUACUCUAAAAUGGCAUUAUCAUAAUUUUCACAAUUUCACAGUAUUAUUCCAAACUCAUAGUUUGGAAGGAUAUAUAAAACACAGAAAAAUCAUGUUUUUGAGUGCACUGGGCCUUUAACUUCCAAAGGAGCAAGUAACAUCUCCCUGACUAAUUUGUGUUUUUACUGAAAAUGUUUAAAAGAGUUCUGUCUUGGACUUAAACAAAGCUCUUUUUAACAGAUAUUGCCCCUAUGCCUUGACAUAGUUGUAACAUGUUACUUUAUGUUACGUCUACAGCAUACAGACAGACAGACACACACACUCCACAGGUGAACGAUGUGUAUAUAUGUCAGUCAAUAUUACAUUUGUAUGUCUAUAUUUCUGUGUGAACAUAUACUUAAUAUACAUAUCCAUAAAUAUAUCCUAUAUUGUGGUAUGAUUUGAAUUGUAGGCAUACUGUACAUGUUAACUGUAUGCAUAUAUUCAUAUAAAGUAUUCAUAUUUUUCAGUCAUCAUAUUAAGAAGAACAAAUGAUAUUUUGCUACCCUUGGAUGGUGUGUGUUGUGUGUCUGUAUGUUUGUCUUCCUGUCUCUUUGAAAUUGCCUAUUUGUGUUUAUUUCUGUGAGUAUGCAGCCGUGGGUGUAUUCUUGUGUGAGUCUCUGUGAAUAUCAUUUUCAUGUUUUAUAUCGUUUUUAGUAGAAACAAAAAAAUAUAUAUUAAAAAGUCUGAAAAAAGGAUAGUAAUUUAUCUAUUAUAAAAAAUACAUGUAAUUUAUUAUUUUUUCUUAAAUAGGAGCUGUAGCAAAUUCCCUUUGUUGCUACCGUGUCAGAAGUUAUUGUGUAGAAGUAUAUGGAUUUUGUAUUAUUUUGAAAAAGGCAAACGAGUGUGUGGAAAAUGCUAUCACAAACUUAAUCUGAAAUAAAAACUGAAACCAGAAAA
Messenger RNA from Oncorhynchus keta (chum salmon), 6121 nucleotides. Its product is annotated as ADAMTS-like protein 4. NCBI's taxonomy places the organism in Eukaryota, Metazoa, Chordata, Actinopteri, Salmoniformes, Salmonidae. Gene Ontology annotation, molecular function: metalloendopeptidase activity. Gene Ontology annotation, biological process: extracellular matrix organization. The transcript has 17 exons. The record is from RefSeq and is a predicted model, not a curated record. Gene Ontology annotation, cellular component: extracellular matrix. Bases 149 to 3883 code for a protein of 1244 amino acids.